ACAACACAACUCAACACAUCAAACCAACCACUCUCUCUCUCUCUCUCUCUCUCUCUCAAACCUUGUUGCUUCCACUUCAACACUCUUUGUUUAUUUCAUGGAAAAUUGUGUCUACCACAGAAUCCUCACUCUCCCUUCUCAACUCUCAUCAUCAUCAUCAUCGUCAUCCCAUAAACCCCACUUCAGAUUUUUCACAAGGCCUCUUAGUUGUGCUUCUUCUUCUUUGUACCUUAGGCGCAGACCCAUCAGGGUCAAAGCAAGUGCUGAAGCUAGCCACUGCGAGUUUAGCAGCUUGAAUUCUCCACUGGAACCACGGUCCUUGGUGGGAAAGUUCCUCGGUGGUGUUCUGCAAAAUCACCCUCAGUUGUUCCACGUUGCUGUUGGGGAAGAGUUGAAGCUCUUGGCUGAUGAUCGAGAUGCGGCACAUGCUCGCAUGGUGAUUGGUUCUGCCUCUGAUGAGGCCUUGCUUCACAGGAGGAUUGCUCAACUAAAAGAGAAUCAAUGUCAAGUUGCUGUAGAAGAUGUUAUGUAUUUGCUGAUUUUUUACAAGUUUUCUGAGAUAAGGGUCCCUUUGGUUCCAAAGCUUUCUAGUUGCCUUUACAAUGGCAGGCUAGAGAUAUUGCCUUCUAAGGACUGGGAACUAGAAUCUAUUUACACCUUGGAAGUUUUGGAUAUGAUAAGGGAACACAUAACUACUGUUACUGGCUUGAGAGCAAAUUCUGGUGUAACAGAGAGUUGGGCAACAACCAAAGUUAGACACUUUUUACUUGCUCAAGUUUAUGUUGCUUCCAUAUUAUAUGGUUACUUUCUGAAGUCAGUUGCAUUAAGGUACCACCUAGAACGAAAUCUAUCUGUGGCUGACCAUGAUCUUCAUCUUGGUCAUAGGACUAACCUCUCAUUUAAUGAUAUGUGUCCUUAUGGACUAAAAGACGCGAUGUUUUGCGACUCGAGUAACAUGCAAUCCAUAGGGCAAGGGUUAAUCAGGAAGGAAGAGGAAAUUGAAGACUUAAAAUGUUAUGUUAUGAGCUUUCACCCUGGUUCAUUGCAGAGAUGUGCAAGAUUGAGAUCUAAGGAGGCUGUGAAUUUGGUUGGGAGUUAUAGUUGUGCACUUUUUAACAAUGAUGAAUCUGGUUCGGUUGAGAAUGAUGAUGUUAUUUUGACUUCAUUUUCUAGCCUGAAGAGACUGGUCUUGGAAGCUGUUGCUUUUGGAUCUUUCCUCUGGGAGACUGAAGAUUACAUUGACAACUUAUAUAAGCUUAAGGGUGAUUAAGACAUCUAGUUUUACCCCUGUAUUUUAAAGAAGAGGUUGUUUUUCAGACUUGGAACCCGUAGUUUUCUGAUCACAUGGCACAACCUUAUUGCUCCUUAAAGACCUGUCCUCUAGUGUAAAGGCACAGGGUGCCAAAAAAUUAUGAGGUUGUUGGGCGAAUUCUCCUUGUAUAUAUAAUGAGUUUUGUUUUUAGCUCAAAGUGUUGGGUUAUGUUUAUAUUGUAUAGUACACAUUCACCCUGUAUAAUGUAUAGUUGUAAUGUUUGAGCUUUCUGUAAGUUGAUAGAGAUUCUAAAUAGUGAUAAAGUUGUUUAUAU
This is a messenger RNA of Gastrolobium bilobum, 1586 nucleotides long. Its product is annotated as UV-B-induced protein At3g17800, chloroplastic-like. The record is from RefSeq and is a predicted model, not a curated record. NCBI's taxonomy places the organism in Eukaryota, Viridiplantae, Streptophyta, Magnoliopsida, Fabales, Fabaceae. The transcript has 2 exons. The coding region runs from base 98 to 1270 and encodes 390 amino acids.